CUCGGCCGCUGCUAGCUAUCGAUCUGACGACCACCCUAGACUAGACGUCUCUCUCGCACUCUCGGAUACUCUAUAUCGCCUAGCCGCCAUAAUGCUCGACCUCACUCAAGCAUACACCGGCUGCCCGUCCUCCAGCCUGCAGUUCCUUCACCUGCCUCGCGAGACCUUGCUGCUAUAUCCGUUCGCGGACUCCGUCGUCGUGCUCAACGCGCGCACCCUAGCCUUCGUCCGCGCCCUGGCCUUCUGGGAGGUCUAUCCUUCUACCCGUCACCUCGCCCAGUCCGUGCAGUGUCUGGCCGUUGAGAAUGGCAUGAAACUGGUCGUCGCAUCUCUUGGCCACCGUGUAGUCGCAUGGUCCUUGUCAGGCACUCGAAAUGAUUAUUGGCGAGUACACUCUUCACUCCUCCUUCCUGAAGAUCAGCAGGUCACAGCCCUCAACUGCGUGUCUGGUCUGCUCGCGGUCGGGACGCGAUCCACUCUUUCAGUGUAUACCCUCAUCCUAGAGAAUGACCUCCCCACGUGGUCCAUGAAGUGGUCUUUCACUGUGCCUCCCCUGUCCCGCGUGCGGUUCUCGCCCUCUCUUAUGUACAUCGCCACCACUUCCCUGUACGACAAUGUGGUCCACAUAUACCUCACAACCACAGGCCGCAAAACUCAGGCCAUAGCACACCCGCGGCCAGUGACGGACCUUGUCUGGCGCAACUCUCCUUGUACCACUCAACAUGCACGUUAUAGGGAUGAUCCGGUAUUGUAUACCAUCACCACCGACGCAACGUUGCGGAUAUUCCUCCCCGUCCUAGAUGCACCCCAGUAUCUCCAGCUGCACUCCGCGCUUGAUACCUUUUCAUCUCUCCCAUUCUCUGUAGCCUCGCGGGAGACGAACUCCAGCAUCUUCCGCCUCGAUCGCGAGGUCAUGAACGCUGCCCUCAAAUCCGUUCUUGCGCAGCCACAAUCCGCAGAGGAAGACGGCCGUCGACGGCGUAUCCGCGAGAUCACCGAUGAAGGGUGGGACGUGUUCUUACGCGUUUUGGGCGACGGAUCGCUCGUCGUCCAAGCCAUCGCGAACAUCGACCGACGCCCGCCUACCCUCCUCAAACAAUUUACUCUUCUCCAAACCGCCCCUGGUGCUCUCCCCGGCCCCCCAGCCCACCUCUACAUUGUCCCCAACCCCGGCCGGGCGUCGCUGACGCUCGUCACCUCACCACCACUAAAGUCUUACGAACUCGCGAUCCUCCCCUUCUUCGACGCACGCGCAGACGGGUUGCGCAUGAUCGCGUCCGGAGCGGAACAUGCGGACGCAGACGCGCGGGAGGAUUCGCGCGCAGAAGUCGUCCGGUUCAUGCGCACGCCGAACGGGGAGGGCGUUGGUGCGCUGCGCUCGGACGGCUCUGGGGAGGCUUGGAACUUCGACUGGGCGCGGACGGGUAGGCUAGUGCGCACGGGGCGGUGGCCGGCGAGUUCGGGCGCGGAACGCGUGGAUCAUUUCGUCGUACUCGACGCAGGUAUUCUCCUGACCCUCCACACCUCCCCGCCCGCAACCCUCCAUGUGCCUUUGAUAACGUCCUUCUUCGCUCUCUCUCCGCCUACCCACUCGAGCCCUCAGCGCACGCUCAUCGGCGUCACCGCGUCAUAUACGAUCGUCAUCAUCUCCGCGACCAUCUCUGGAGCUACACCAUCCCUCUCCCUCCUGUCAGAGUCGUCACUACCCCUCCCCGCACCUCCAAAGAUGAUCCUUCCCGUCGACCCAAUGGCAUGGGUUGGACAAUUCGGCACGGGCACGCGAGGCGCUGCACAAGCGCACGACGUGCUCCUGAGCGUAUCAGAGGACGGGGAGCUAGCGUUCUGGGUGCCGGAGGGCGGACUUGGCGACCCCUGGAAAUGCACGGGCAUCGUACGUACAGGUUGCAAAGGGCUGAGCAUGGCGCGCUGCAGCUCCGCGAAGAAGUCCGUCCUCGUGGUCCCAACCCCCGACGGCGCCGAGCUAACAAUCUGGGAUUCGAAAGAGUCCGAGUUCGCACUCGGACUCGAGUAUCGCUCUUUGCUCAGCGAUGCGAUCACGGACCUCGACUGGGCCGCGACGCCCGACGGGCAGUCGCUCCUCGCCGUAGGCUUCGCCCAUCGUGUCGAGCUGCUCUGCCAGCAGCGCGCGACAUACUUUGACCAGACGCCCGGAUGGGGCGUUUGCUGGAAGGUCGACGUCGGCGCGAUGGUGCCACAUCCGAUCAGCGACUCCAUCUGGCUCGCGCGUGGCACGCUUCUGGUUGGGGCGGGCCACCAGCUGUUCAUGUACGGGCAGCGACGCGGUGUGGAGGUAGAGGCGGAUGCGCCGAAGCGCCAGGAGGAGAGCUUGUUCGAGCAUGUCGCGAGGCUGAAUGGUCCGCUGGACGACUAUCACCCGCAGAUGGUGCUACAAUGUCUUCUGUGGGAGAAGAUCCAGCUGGUGAAAGGCAUCAUCGUCAAUCUCGCGCGUAACGUCGAGUCUAGACGCGAUGUCCAUGAGUGGGAGAACCUCCCCGCAGAUAAGUUCUUGCAGAGGGACGAUGAGGCGAGGGCGACGAAUGCCUCGCACAGGCCAAAGUAUUCGCUUCUGUUCGACAUCCCCGAGCGGAAUGAUGACGACGAGGAUGACCCCUUCAACCCGACAACGGUGAAAAAGCUGAUAGACCGCCUUGAGGAGCAGCCACUCCCACAUCUGACUCCGAGCGAGAACGCAUCCCUCCUCGUGCUCGUCCAGACUGCGCUCGAGAUCGAAGAGCAACGUCGCGCACUUGACUCCAAUGGUCUGCGGUACCUCAUCUCCAUGCGGAGCUUCUACAUUCUCAACCGGCGAGCGUCCGAGCCGACCACGCCAGCUUCCCCAUCGACCGGGUCCCCUGCACCACCACAACUGCAGCGACGGGAGCGCCUGCGCUACCGCGACAUGAUCUGGGCGUUCCACAGCGACAGCCAGGAGGUGCUCCUCGCGACGUCGAUGGCGGCGUGCGGCGGGAAGAUGUGCUGGCCCGACGCUCGGGCGCUCGGGGUGUUCACCUGGAUGCGGUCCGCGGAUGCUAUGCGCGCACACAUGGAAGUCGUUGCGCGGAACGCGUACAUGGCGGGCGACCUGCGUGACCCCACGGCCUGCAGCUUGUUCUACUUCGCGCUCGGGAAGGUGAAGCUCGUGCACGGGCUGUGGCGGCAGGCGGCGUGGCACAAGGAGUACCAGGUGAUGCUCAAGUUCUUGAACAACGACUUCAAGGAGCCCCGGUGGCGCACGGCCGCGCUCAAGAACGCGUUUGCGCUAUUGAGUAAACGACGGUUUGAGUACGCCGCUGCGUUCUUUUUGCUCGGUGGAAGUCUCAAAGACGCGGUCAACGUAUGUAUCAAGAACAUGUCCGAUUGGCAGCUGGCCGUCGCGCUCGCGCGCGUAGUCGAAGGCGGAGAUGAUGGUCCUGUUCUUGGUGAUAUAUUAAACAACACCGUCAUCCCGCUCGCGUUCAAGAACGGCAAUCGUUACCUCGCAAGUUGGGCGUUCUGGCUGCUCCACCGACGCGACCUUGCUGUCCGGAUAUUAGUGACACCCCUACAGGAUAUGGCAUCCACCGUCGAUGCGCCGAUAGUUGAAAUCGGAGACCCGCAUUACGACGACCCCAGCCUCGCGCUGCUGUUCUCGCAGCUCAAAUCGAAGACGCUUCAGACAGCCCAGGGGACGAGUGAGAUUUCCGGGCGGACCGAGUUCAACUUCGUCCUCCAAAUUGCCCGGGUCUUCUGCCGAAUGGGAUGCCACGUCCUGGCGCUCGAUCUCGUCCGCUCGUGGUUCUUCCAGCGGCCGUCUACAGUCGUCCGGGAUGGCCGCGCGGCUCGAAGACCUCCAAGUCCGGUAUCGACGCGUUUCGCGCUCGAGCCCGCGCUCCGCCACAAGUCCUCGAUCCUCAUCGACAUCGACGUCACGACUGCGCCACCGACGCGGCGCGCAUCGCCCUCCCGCUCGCCCUCGCGCGGGGGCUCGCCGCCUCGUGUAGCGAAGGAGGAGCUCACGCUGAAGGACGAGGGCGAUCUCGUGGCGCGGAAGGCGGGUAUUGGUAGCCUGAUGAAGUCUGCGAAGCAGGAUGUGAAAGUGCCCGAGUUCGACAUGGGCGCGUUCUUCUAGUAGUACCCUAAUUUAUAAUAGCUAGACUGCACU
Molecule: messenger RNA, 4162 nt
Organism: Trametes versicolor FP-101664 SS1
Lineage: Eukaryota; Fungi; Basidiomycota; Agaricomycetes; Polyporales; Polyporaceae
Product: WD repeat-containing protein
Exons: 19
Coding region: 92-4129 (1345 amino acids)
Biological process (GO): vacuolar acidification
Cellular component (GO): RAVE complex
Molecular function (GO): protein binding
Source: RefSeq, a predicted model, not a curated record